Messenger RNA from Tachyglossus aculeatus (Australian echidna), 7039 nucleotides. RefSeq names its product diacylglycerol lipase alpha (gene DAGLA). The transcript is spliced from 20 exons. Gene Ontology annotation, biological process: lipid metabolic process. Bases 117 to 3167 code for a protein of 1016 amino acids. The record is from RefSeq and is a predicted model, not a curated record. Lineage: Eukaryota; Metazoa; Chordata; Mammalia; Monotremata; Tachyglossidae. Gene Ontology annotation, cellular component: dendrite membrane; postsynaptic membrane.
CGGCGGCCGCGGGCAGUCGGGGCCUCGGGGAGCCCGGCAUGGAGGAGGACGAGCCGGCCGAGCCGGACGGAGGAGGUGAGCAUCGGGCCUGCUGAGCCUCCCCCGACCCGCUAGCCAUGCCCGGGAUCGUGGUGUUCCGCCGGCGCUGGUCUGUGGGCAGUGAUGACCUCGUCCUGCCAGCCAUCUUCCUCUUCCUCCUCCACACCACCUGGUUUGUGAUUCUGUCGGUGGUGCUGUUUGGCCUGGCGUACAACCCCAACGAGACCUGCUCCCUCAACCUGGUGGACCACGGGCGGGGCUACCUGGGCAUCCUGCUGAGUUGCAUGAUCGCAGAGAUGGCCAUCAUCUGGCUGAGCAUGCGGGGCGGCAUCCUCUACACGGAACCGCGGGACUCCAUGCAGUACGUGCUCUACGUCCGUCUGGCCAUCUUGCUGAUCGAGUUUAUCUAUGCCAUCGUGGGUAUCGUCUGGCUCACCCAGUACUACAACUCCUGCAAUGACAUCACCGCCAAGAACGUUACCCUAGGGAUGGUGGUCUGCAACUGGGUGGUCAUCCUGAGCGUCUGCAUCACCGUGCUGUGCGUCUUUGACCCCACGGGACGGACUUUCGUCAAACUGCGGGCCACCAAGAGGAGACAGCGCAACCUGAGGACGUACAACCUGCGACAUCGCUUAGAGGAGGGUCAAGCCACCAGCUGGUCUCGUCGCCUCAAAGUUUUCCUCUGCUGUACACGUACCAAGGACUCCCAGUCAGACGCCUACUCGGAAAUCGCCUACCUCUUCGCCGAGUUCUUCCGGGACCUAGACAUCGUUCCGUCCGACAUCAUCGCGGGCCUGGUGCUCCUGCGGCAGCGGCAGCGUGCCAAGCGCAACGCUGUGCUGGAUGAGGCCAACAAUGACAUUUUGGCUUUCUUAUCUGGGAUGCCAGUAACCAGAAACACCAAGUAUCUGGAUCUCAAAAACUCGCAAGAGAUGCUGCGCUACAAAGAGGUCUGUUACUACAUGCUCUUUGCCUUGGCUGCGUACGGGUGGCCCAUGUACUUGAUGCGGAAGCCAGCCUGUGGGGUCUGCCAGCUAGCCAGGUCCUGCUCGUGCUGCCUGUGUCCCACCCGGCCCCGCUACGGUCCGGGCGUCACCAUCGAGGAAGACAACUGCUGCGGCUGCAACGCCAUGGCCAUCCGCCGCCACUUCUUGGACGAGAACCUGACCUCAGUGGAUAUCGUCUACACCUCCUGCCACGACGCGGUCUACGAAACGCCCUUCUACGUGGCAGUGGACCACGAUAAGAAGAAGGUGGUCAUCAGCAUCCGAGGAACGCUGUCCCCCAAGGAUGCUCUGACGGACCUGACCGGGGAUGCGGAGCGCCUCCCGGUAGAGGGUCACCACGGAACAUGGCUGGGUCACAAGGGAAUGGUCCUCUCUGCUGAAUACAUUAAGAAGAAACUGGAGCAAGAGAUGGUCCUCUCUCAGGCGUUUGGGCGGGACCUGGGCCGAGGAACCAAGCACUAUGGCCUGAUCGUGGUGGGCCACUCCCUGGGGGCGGGCACCGCCGCCAUCCUCUCUUUCCUGCUGCGCCCUCAGUAUCCGACGCUCAAGUGUUUUGCCUAUUCUCCUCCCGGCGGGCUGCUCAGUGAUGACGCUAUGGAGUACUCCAAGGAGUUUGUGACGGCUGUUGUCCUGGGCAAAGACCUCGUCCCCAGGAUUGGCCUCUCGCAGCUGGAGGGUUUCCGGCGACAGCUCCUCGACGUUCUCCAGCGGAGCACCAAGCCCAAGUGGAGAAUCAUCGUGGGGGCCACCAAGUGCAUCCCCAAGUCAGAGCUCCCCGAGGAGGCAGAGGUGACCACCAUGGCGAGCAACCGGCUCUGGACCCACCCCAGCGACUUGACCAUCGCCCUGUCGGCCAGCACCCCCCUCUACCCGCCCGGCCGCAUCAUCCACGUGGUGCACAAUCACCCCGCCGAGCAGUGCUGUUGCUGUGAGCAGGAGGAGCCCACGUAUUUUGCCAUUUGGGGUGACAACAAGGCUUUCAACGAGGUGAUCAUCUCCCCAGCCAUGCUGCACGAGCACCUCCCAUAUGUGGUCAUGGAGGGGCUCAACAAGGUCUUGGAGAACUACAACAAGGGGAAGACGGCCCUGCUGUCCGCAGCCAAAGUGAUGGUCAGUCCCACCGAGGUGGACCUGACCCCAGAGCUCAUCUUCCAGCAGCAGCCGCUGCCCACCGGCCCUCCGGUGCCCACCAGCCUCACCUUGGAGCUGCCCACGGCCGACGGGAGGAACAGCAGUGUCAAGAGCAAGUCGCAGUCGGAGAUCAGCCUGGAAGGCUUCUACGAGGCCAAGCCCCUGUCCCCGGGCCCCAAGGACCCCGUGGAGCUGCUCCUGCUGACCACGCAGGAGCGCCUGGCGGCCGAGCUGCAGGACCGGCGGGCCCCGCUGGCCACCAUGGAGAGCCUGUCGGACAACGAGUCCCUGUACAGCCUGGACUCGCGCCGCUCCUCGGGCUUCCGCAGCAUCCGCGGCUCGCCCAGCCUGCACGCCGUCCUGGAGCGGGACGAGGGCCCCUGCUUCUACAUCGACCCCGCCAUCCCCGAAGAGAACCCCUCGCUCAGCUCGCGCACGGAGCUGCUGGCCUCGGACAGCCUGUCGAAGCACUCCCAGGACAGCCAGCCCCCGGAGGCGGGCCCGGGCGGCAGCCCCGAGGAGCGGGGCUCGCCCCCCGGCCCGGCCCUGCCCAACGGACGGCUCGGGGACUCGCCCAGCCCCCAGGUGCUGGAGUUCGCCGAGUUCAUCGACAGCCUCUUCAACCUGGACAGCGAGAGCAGCUCCUUCCAGGACCUGUACUGCAUGAUGGUGGCCGACAGCCCCGCCCCCCGCGACCUGGCCGACCUGCCCAAGUCCGUGAGUGAGCAGGAGAUCCUCCUCCGGGCCCAGUUCGAGCCCAACCUGGUGCCCAAGCCCCCCCGGCUCUUCGCCGGCUCCACCGACCCCUCCUCCGGCAUCUCCGUGUCCCCCUCCUUCCCGCUCAGCUCGUCCGGGGAGCUCACGGACCUGACCCCCACCGGCCUGAGCAGCCAGGAGUGCCUGGCCGCGGACAAGAUCCGGACUUCUACUCCGGUCGGCGCCCCGGCCGGCCCCUCCAAGCAGGAAGAGCUGAUGAUCUCGGCCCUCUAAUACCGGGGAGGGGGGGAGGCUCCCGGGCUCCUCCCCCGCAGCCGCCUCCAGGGAGACGGGGGCCACCCGGGAGGGGACGUGAACCAGAGGGGCACCCUGAGGGAUGGAGCCCGUGGGCCCCGAGGGCCCCGGGAUAAGGCAGGGAAAGCAGAGGUGGAGCGGUCACCGCCGUCCACAGGUCACGGACGUAGGGCCCGGGCCAACAGGGACUGGGCAAUGGAGAGCUCGGCCGCCCGGCUGAGCUCCUGGCCCGGGAGGAGGCCAGCCCGCCUGGCCGAGGGCACGGUAUGGGUGAGGGCGGGACAGGGUCCCCUCACACUGGCCCAGCCCAAGACCCCUCCUGUCACCGGCCACUUGCCAGCCCGGGUCCCCCGUUUGAAAGCCAUCCAGGAUGUGGCCCCUGCCCCCCGCAAGAAUACAGCCACCCCUUCCCUGCAGGGGCAGUGAACUACCCGCCCGCCCCACCUCUCCUCCCCUCCCCCGACAGACCCCAGGGUCUCUGGGUCAGUGGGGGCCGUAGAAGCAGCCUCCGCACAGGUGGGUCCCUAGAACACCGGGUCAGGUGGGCAUCUGGCUGGGUGGGCAUGGGGCCCACUGGCCCCCACCCGGCCCCCACCCUGCUCUCCGCCCCGCUCAGUUCAGGGAAACGGCCAGCCUUCACUGCAAGCCGAGGGCCGCCAUGUGCAUUUACACCGGGCUCCACCCGGGACGUUUCUGCCAUUGAGGGUUUUGGCCCACCCAGGUGCCACCACCUCCCCUUGGCUGGGGCGGCCUCAGUCUUUCAGUGGGUAGCCUUCCUCUGACCCCUGCUACCGAGCCCCGGCUGGCCGGGCUCCCCUCAGGCUCUUUGCCCCAAGGAGGCCAAGCCCUCCAGGCCCACCCUGCCUCUACCCUGGCCCACCCUACCUCUCCUCUGGCCCUUGGGUCCAAGCCUCAUCUCCCCUUUCCCUGUUGCUCCCCUUCCUCGCCUCCCUUAAGCUCUGUGCUCACGUCACCCUUCCCUUCCGUCCUACCCCCUCUGGAGUGUCUGGGGCGGACCAUCCUGGGCAUCCUCCCAACCCGGCCUAGGACUCGGAUGACCCUUCUUCAUUUCCCCCUUAAAAGGGGCAGAUGCAGUUGGAGGAGGAGCCAUGGGGUAGGUCCCCACCCCCAUCGCCCAUCUCCAGCGGGCCCCAGCUACCUGGAGGAGACCGCUGGCUGGUCAGCCCUUGAAAGGCAAGAAGCUCUGGCUGCUGGAUGGGGCUGGUGGGAGCCCCGCUCCCUGGGGCCACGAGGGCUGCUGGCCAAAGGGCCCCAGCUCUAUCUCCCGCAGGAUUGGCUGCAGGCCAUCCUUUAUGCACAACUUUUGCUGACCCCCACUCCCCACUUGACAACUUGACCCAGAAGCACUGCUUUCUUACACUCCAGACAGUCCGUCCUUCCUCAGCCACUCGGUCUCCUCUGCCCACCAGUUCUGCAUACCCUGCUCCCUCUCCCCUGCUGCCGGGGCCUGGCCACGACGAAGUCCUGGAGCCCUCUGCCAGCCAGAGAGAGAUUCCACCCUUGCCUCCCCCCAGCUCGUCCCCACCCGUUCCAGAAAUGCAGCUGCUUCUGGGGUAGGAUAAGGAGCACCCCAGCAGCACGGGAGAGGAGAAGGCAAGUUGUGAGUUGAGGUUUCGGCUCAGGGUUCUUGAUAUAGUUGCCCUGCCUGCACCACUCUUCUCUUGGUCUCGCCCUGGAGAGGCCUCUCCCCCAAUCUAGCCUCUCUCUAUCCAUCCAGGUCCCUGGCCCAUCGCAGAGAACCUGUCCCCACCUCUCUCCCUUCCCUGGCCCUGAACGCCUUUGACUUGGGAAUUUGAAACCAAAUCCCUCACUCCCUCCUCCUGGCUGGCCCCCCAUCUUGCCACAGGCCGCCUGAAUCGAUUGGAGCCGGAGGGAGGAAACUCAGCUACUUUGCACACUAAACCCCCUGGUCUCCUCCUGCGGGUCCUUUACGGGUCUUCUCUUCCCUCUGGAGGUUUGCUCAGCCCGUCGCCUUCAGCAGAUCCAUACCCAUGUCAGCCCUCCUUGGUACCUGGGAGUUUUUCCAGUCACCCCAUCCCCUGCACUGUGGCUCACCACGGGCUCCGGGCCAGCGUUGCCCUCGGUGACGAGGCUGGGAGAGCUGCUAUUCCCAGCUGCUACUCUCCCCCUGGCUCCCGCUGGGUCAGGUCUGCUCCUGCUCUUGCUCUGCUUUUCCUCCUCCUCCCGGGCCGCUCUCCACCCGCUUUUCCUCCCAAGAUCUGCCCGUUGGAGCCACGGGGGCCCAAGGGAACGGAUCGGCGACUUGUACCCUCAGCGCCUAUUGCGGAGGAAGAGUUUCUACCUUGCAUCUCAGCGCUUUCCCGACCAAGCCAAAACAACUUGGAGGACGGCAGGAGCUUAGCUCUCUCCUGGGCCCGUCUGGCGGGGAAACUGCAUGCGUGUGUCUGCGCGUAUGUUGCGUGUGCAUGGGCGCAUGUGAGCGUGGCUGUCAGAGGGAGAGCUCACCUUGUCCCUGUGGGCCCACCUGCUCCCAGAUUUACCAAGAUGUUUCCGGCAGCCUCGCCGCGGGCCUUCCCAGGUCUCGGCUGUGCCCUGAGGGGCACUCGCUUCCUCGUCUCCUCCUGCAGGCCCAAUCCCCUCCAUGGUCCUCCCGGCUCACGCUGCCACCUGGGAGGGUCCGGCCCUAUUCCCGGCCCCCUUUUCUACCCCUUGACCACCUCGGCCCCUCCUUCACACACACACACACACCCCUUUCCCUCCAUGCAGUCAGAUCUUUUCUCGGGGAGGGGUUUGGGCAGUCAGCCCCUCCCACCCAAAACUUUCAAGUGCCAACAGCCAAGGGUGCCACCUUGGAAAUGGGUCCAAUCCGUCCCCUCUCUCCCAGCACCAGAAGCAUCGGCAGUCCUCCGUGGGAAACGGAGCCGUGGCACGUGGCCCUGGGUAUUUGUGCCAAGGGACAGGGCUGGGGGCUGCCCGAUGGGCCCUGGGAACACGGCCCUGGCCGGGCCGGUUCUGCUCCGUUACCCGUUGUGGCUUCAGGCCCGCUGUUCCCUUGGUGCGCCUCACCUCCAUCCUAACUAUCUGGGCCUGGUUGGACGGGCAGAGCUGCCCUAACCCUGGGCUGAAAGUGCCAGGGUCCCUGGGCACCCAACAGGGAGACUAGCAGCAAAAGAGGGGCAAACAGUGCCACCCAACAUGGUCACCCUCAGUCCCUGCUGCUGCCAUAAGCCCUCAGCCGAGGGCAGGCAGGGUUCGGACUCGGGCUCCCCGAGGAUCUCCCGCAGCACUGCCCUCUCCAUCUUCCCCCUCCAAGCUGCCUCACGGGGUCCGCAGCCCGCCAGGCUUCAGUGCCCAUCUUGGCACUCCAGUCUCCACCUGGACCCCCACCCCUCUUCCUCAGGGCAGGUCGGAGCGGGAAGCCCAAGGCAGCAGAAGUCCCCGGGCCUGUGGGAAUCCAGGCCCAGCCAAAUCCCACCCGGCUCCAUUUUCGGAGAGCUGGGGAGGGGGCCCUGACCAGUCUUAAUAUGCAAUCACCAGGGAAACAGCCCCUCUCCGAACCCCCCCCCACUUGCCCACCCUCUCCGUGCCCCGUUCUCACCUGACCCGUUUUUUUUUUUGUACCGAAUGUAUGAAAGAUCCAAACUAAUAUCACUGUAAAAAGGAGAGACAAAUUAAUAUAGCCUAUUCUAUAAAUAUAUCUGUAUAUAAAGGUUUCUGUAUAUUGUAUAGAGCGGUGUAUAAACUGGAUGUAGAAGCCGACUGCGUAUCGUGCGACUCUUCCCUGCUGCAGGGGCCGGGGCGCUGGAUUUAUCCGCCAGGAUUGCGCUUAUAGCAACUUGGCCUAGUGGGAAGAGGACGGGAUUGGGAGU